UUAAGAAACAUGCCUUUUAGAGUAUUAUACUAAAACACCUGCUUACUGUCUCUGUGAGGAUAUCUGUUUUUGUGUAUCUUCAGAAUCCUCCUUAAAGGAACUACAACUUGAGAACCGGGCCGGGUUGCGUUAUGUUGUCGGGUUUAGGUCUCAUUUUGACAAAAUGCUACGAAACGACGACGUUGGGAAAACACUUCUUCACUUGUUUAGAAAAGAAGACUCAGAAACGCAGAGUCGAAGGAGAGAAGCGAUAAGAAGAAGAAAUGAUAGAGGAAGGUCCACCAGCUCCAAAGAUCCUUCGAAUGGUCUACUUCGUCGGCGCCGGAUUUCUAUGUACUUUUGCGAUCAAUAAGUGGCGUGAGAUGGAGAGAAACUCGCUUCUGAAGGAGGAGCAGAAGAGUCAACAAGGGGACGUUUCUUUAUUGCAUCACCAGUCGCCUACAGAUUCGGUUCACAAGGCUAUGAAAUGAUCGAUCACUUGUCUUUUCUUCUUUUCUUGCGAUUUGAGUAUCGUCGUUGACUUUAAAACAUUGGAUCUUUAUCACUCUCCAGUGGAAGAAUGAAAUUGCCUCUGUGUAUCUCUUUUUUCUAAUUUAUGAACCCUAGAAAUCUGAUACCAUCAUAUACAGUGGUUUCUGUUUGUGCUCAUUGCAAAGAGCUUUCUUA
This is a messenger RNA of Capsella rubella, 666 nucleotides long. RefSeq lists its product as uncharacterized. The transcript is spliced from 2 exons. NCBI's taxonomy places the organism in Eukaryota, Viridiplantae, Streptophyta, Magnoliopsida, Brassicales, Brassicaceae. The record is from RefSeq and is a predicted model, not a curated record. Bases 264 to 470 code for a protein of 68 amino acids.